Molecule: messenger RNA, 2470 nt
Organism: Achroia grisella
Lineage: Eukaryota; Metazoa; Arthropoda; Insecta; Lepidoptera; Pyralidae
Gene: Hexo1
Product: chitooligosaccharidolytic beta-N-acetylglucosaminidase
Exons: 16
Coding region: 138-1922 (594 amino acids)
Biological process (GO): ganglioside catabolic process; glycosaminoglycan metabolic process; carbohydrate metabolic process
Cellular component (GO): membrane
Molecular function (GO): beta-N-acetylhexosaminidase activity
Source: RefSeq, a predicted model, not a curated record
CAAGUUAGGCAACUUCGGACGCUGUCACAUGUUACAAUAAUAUAUUCUGACCAGUCUAAUAAGGCAAAGGCAGACAUUUACACGGCUAUACCAUUGCACUAACCUUCGCAGAGCGUACGGACGUCGGUUAGAUUACAAUGCGGCGUCAUGGCUGUUUUGUGUACGCUGUCCAUUUAUUAAUAUUAGUUAAUUGUGUGGUGUGGGGCGAUGAAGAGCCAGUAUGGAGGUGGUCGUGUGACAAUGGCAAGUGUGUGAAGACCAGGAACGGAGCCAAUUCCGAAGCCACCCUCACUCUGGAGGCCUGCAAGAUGUUCUGCGACGAAUAUGGUCUUCUGUGGCCCAGACCUACUGGUGACAUAGAUCUCGGCAACCUUCUGUCAAAAAUAAAUGUAGAUAACAUUAGAAUCAACUCACUGAGUCGAGGAGCAAGCGAUGAUCUCACGGAGGCUGCAAAACAGAGAUUUAUAAAACAAGUCUCCCUGGUUGCACCGAAAGGAGUCAAAUUGAAAGCAAGUGGAAAAUCUGUUAAUAUAAACCUUAUUAAUGAGCAACCCAACUUACGAGCUUUUUCUCUCGAUAUGGACGAGAGCUACGACCUCAAAAUCGGAUCGCCUGCCAAGGACCAAAUCAAUGCAACGGUCACAGCAAAGACAUUCUUCGGCCUCCGUCACGGGCUCGAGACACUGUCGCAGCUGUUCAUAUACAACGACCUCACCAAUCACAUGUUGCUUGUUCGUGAUGUGACCAUAACAGACAAACCCGUAUAUCCAUACAGAGGCAUCCUGCUGGAUACAGCCAGGAAUUAUUACACACUGGAUUCAAUCAAGAGAACUAUUGAUGCCAUGGCCGCCGUGAAACUCAACACCUUCCACUGGCAUAUCACUGAUAGCCAAAGUUUCCCGUUCGUGUCUGGUAGACGCCCCAACUUGUCCAAACUUGGAGUUCUUAACCCGAGAAAGGUAUACACGAAGGAAGAUAUUAGUGAAGUGGUACAAUAUGGUUUGGAGCGAGGCGUGAGGGUGCUACCCGAGUUCGAUGCCCCGGCGCACGUAGGCGAGGGUUGGCAGGACACUAACCUUACCGUUUGCUUUAAGGCUGAGCCGUGGAAAUAUUAUUGUGUGGAGCCGCCGUGUGGCCAACUGAACCCCACCAAAGAAGAAUUGUAUGAAUAUUUGGAGGACAUAUACAGCGACAUGGCCGAUGUAUUCCAACCCGAUAUGUUCCACAUGGGCGGCGACGAGGUCAGCGAGAAGUGCUGGAACUCUUCCGAGGAGAUCCAGCAGUUCAUGAUACAAAACAGAUGGGGCCUCGAGAAAUCAUCAUUCUUGAAACUUUGGAAUUAUUUCCAGAAGAAGGCACAGGAUAAAGCUUAUAAGGCCUUCGGUAAGAAACUGCCGCUUAUAUUAUGGACCAGUACUCUUACUGAUUACAGCUACGUCGAUGAUUACUUAGACAAAGACGAGUAUAUUAUUCAGGUAUGGACGACAGGCGUGGACCCUCAAAUUAAAGGGUUACUGAAUAAGGGUUACCGCUUGAUCAUGUCCAACUACGACGCGCUGUACUUCGACUGCGGGUUCGGUGCUUGGGUUGGCAGUGGAAACAACUGGUGUUCUCCAUACAUAGGAUGGCAGAAAGUUUACGAUAACAGUCCGGCUGUUGCCGCUAUGGAAUACAAGGACCAAAUUCUGGGAGGAGAAGCAGCGCUGUGGUCCGAGCAGUCGGACAGCGCCACGCUGGACGGGCGACUGUGGCCGCGCGCCGCCGCGCUCGCUGAGAGACUGUGGGCCGAGCCCGAGCACGACUGGCACCACGCGGAGUAUCGCAUGCUGCAUACCAGGGAACGCCUAAUUCGUAUGGACAUUCAAGCAGAAUCACUCCAGCCGGAGUGGUGCUACCAGAACGAAGGUUACUGCUACAACUGACAGUCUCAACAACUCAGCAAUGACAGCCCUCGCCGUCAUACUGGGCCAACCCGGUACAGCGUUCAAUUCCCCGCCCAAACAUCUCUCGCCAUCUGUGCCAUCCUGUACCGAAGAAAUGUCGCAAUAAUCAUGUAAAGUGCUUUCUGAAACAAAAUUAUGAGUCACUGUGAUUACUUUAGAUGAAUAAGGUUUCUUUAUAAUUGAAUGCACUAGUAUAAAAAGUAAUUUUGACUAAAUAUACAACAAUAUACAGCAUAUUAAAUUACGUAAGGUGUUUUCGUUAAUCUGUGUCGUUCAUUAUAGAUGUAGUUACGGUAUAUUAUAUAAUUCAAAUUUGUGAUUUCAAGAAUGGCGGCGCGACUUAGAUUUUUUUUAAUAAUGCUUUAUUCAUGACCAUGGAUACAAGUCCUUCAGUCGAAUACAUUUUUAUAAACAUCUAUAAUGUUGCCAGUUCUACUUGGAACUCGUAUAUAUGUUUUUAUGAUGAUAAUACUAUAAUAGAAAUCACCAGUGCAAUAAAAUAAGAUAAGCAUGAAGUCAGACCCAAU